AUGGAUUCAAACAACUCCAGCUGCUCACCUCAAACUAAGUAUAAUCUGGUACAAGUGAAGGGAACAUGGAUUCGACAAAUGGAGCAGCACCAGGUGCAAGAGGGAAAAUUAUCAGAUGCCAAAAUCUAUGAGACCAAGUUAGAACAUGGAGUUUCCUGGACAGUGAUCAGCCCCAUUGUGUUCACCUACAGAGUCCUUCAAUGCAAAAACAUACUAGACCCCAGGAAUGACACACUCCUCUGGGGCCAUAUAGGAGAUGAAGAACCGAAAGGCACCUUAAGUAACUCUAAACCUGUAAAGCGUUUUGUCGUCAUUGAUGCAACUGUACAUGAAUUAUAUGGCUCCCAGGUUUCCCAGUACUUUGAGGCCAGAGAAGUUGUGCACAGGAUCCUCCCUCUGCCCACCACUGAAGAAAACAAGUGCAUGGAGUUAGUGACCAAGAUCCUGGAGGAAGUUCAUGCGUUUGGUAUUGACAGGCGCUCUGAGCCCAUCAUUGCCAUAGGAGGCGGGGUCUGUCUGGAUGUGGUUGGUCUGGCGGCCUCUCUCUACCGCAGAAGGACUCCAUACAUUCGAGUGCCGACCACUUUACUGUCGUAUGUUGAUGCCAGCGUGGGGGCAAAAACAGGGGUCAACUUUGCUGGUGGGAAAAACAAGCUGGGAAGCUACAUCCCACCAGUGGCAACUUUCUUAGAUUGCUCCUUCUUCCAAACACUCCCCAAACGACAGAUCUCUAAUGGGUUGGCAGAAAUGCUAAAGAUGGCCCUGAUGAAGCACCGUGGUCUAUUUCAGCUGCUGGAAGCUGAUGGCAGGAAGCUGCUGCAUGCCAAGCUUCAAUGUGCGACAGGCAACAGCAUUGAAAAGGAAGACAGCGCAUCAGCAUCCAUCCGCAUCGCUAUAGAAACCAUGCUGGAGGAACUGGCCCCUAAUCUUUGGGAGGAUGACUUGGACCGCCUGGUGGAUUUUGGUCACCUUAUCAGCCCUGAGUUAGAAAUGAGAGUAUUACCGGCACUGCUUCACGGGGAGGCGGUCAACAUCGACAUGUCCUUCAUGGUCUAUGUGGCCCACCAAAAGGGGCUUCUGACAGCAGAGGAGAAGGACCGCAUCAUCCAGUGCAUGUUGGGUCUGGACCUGCCUGUGUGGCACCAGGACUGCACCCUGACCCUGGUGCAGAAAUCUCUCAAGGAGCGUCUGAAACACUCAGCUGGCUCUGUGAGGAUGCCUCUGCCCACAGGACUGGGCACUGCAGAAAUCUUCCAUGACAUGAUUGAAGAUAAUGUCCUUUGCCAAGCUUUCCAAAAAUGGACCACUGAGCUUUCUUCUUCUGGGGACAAAUAAAGGAAAAACAUUUUAUGCAUGGAUAUUACACUCAUUAUAAAUGACAACUGCAAAACUGCUGCUAAAUCUGUUUAAUUGUUUAGUGCAGGUGUCUGCAACCUUUACAAUCCAAAGAGCCAUUUUUUCCCUCAGCCCUGCUAAAUAAAACUGGUUUAGAGCCGCAAAUGUUAUAAUACUAUGUGAAAAAAGACAACUUUAUAAUUGUUG
Melanotaenia boesemani (Boeseman's rainbowfish) is the source of this 1542-nucleotide messenger RNA. RefSeq names its product 2-epi-5-epi-valiolone synthase-like. Bases 1 to 1335 code for a protein of 444 amino acids. The transcript is spliced from 5 exons. Gene Ontology annotation, biological process: antibiotic biosynthetic process. Gene Ontology annotation, molecular function: 3-dehydroquinate synthase activity. NCBI's taxonomy places the organism in Eukaryota, Metazoa, Chordata, Actinopteri, Atheriniformes, Melanotaeniidae. The record is from RefSeq and is a predicted model, not a curated record.